Messenger RNA from Linderina pennispora, 1227 nucleotides. RefSeq names its product NADH dehydrogenase I, D subunit. Gene Ontology annotation, molecular function: NADH dehydrogenase (ubiquinone) activity; NAD binding; quinone binding. Lineage: Eukaryota; Fungi; Kickxellomycota; Kickxellomycetes; Kickxellales; Kickxellaceae. The transcript is spliced from 3 exons. The record is from RefSeq and is a predicted model, not a curated record. The coding region runs from base 1 to 1227 and encodes 408 amino acids. Gene Ontology annotation, biological process: mitochondrial electron transport, NADH to ubiquinone.
AUGGCGAGGUCGUCUAUGAGAAUGCGCUCAGGGCCCUCGACUCCCUGCUGGAUCGAGUCGUCGCUGGAAGUCGAGACAGAGAUCAAACCGUACACGAUCAACUUUGGUCCGCAGCACCCGGCUGCCCACGGAGUCUUGAACGGUGAGUCGAUCGUUCACGCUGACCCGCAUAUCGGCCUGCUGCACCGCGGCACAGAGAAGCUUAUGGAGUACCGCACGUACCUGCAGGCGCUGCCGUACAUGGACCGCCUAGAUUACUGCUCGAUGAUGGUGAACGAGGAGGUGUACUCGCUGGCGACCGAGAAGCUGCUGAACAUUGACGUGCCCCUGCGUGCCAAGUACAUCCGUGUUAUGUUCGCCGAGAUCACCCGUAUCCUGAACCACUGCAUGGCCGUCGGUUCGCACGUGAUGGAUGUCGGUGGUCUGACUCCCUUUAUUUACCUCAUGGAGGAGCGUGAGCGUUGCAUGGAGUUCUAUGAGCGCGUGUGCGGUGCGCGUAUGCAUGCGGCCUAUGUGCGCCCCGGUGGUGUUGCGCAGGAUCUGCCGCGCGGUCUGCUGCAGGACAUCUACGAGUGGGCCAACACCUACCCGGAUCGCCUGGAUGAGGUUGAGGAGAUGGUUACCAGCAACCGCAUCUGGCUCAUGCGCACUGUUGACGUGGGCAAGAUCACCGCUGAUGAGGCCCUAAACUGGGGUAUUACUGGCCCGAUGCUGCGCUCGACCGGCAUUCGCGCCGAUAUCCGCAAGACCAACCCGUAUGAGGUCUACGACCGCCUCGAGUUUGACGUGCCUAUCGGCACCAAGGGCGAUGUGUUUGACCGCUACAUGAUCCGCAUGGAGGAGAUGCGCCAGAGCAUCCGCAUCAUCAAGCAGUGCCUGGACCAGAUGCCCGAGGGCCCGCACAAGGUCGACGACUGGAAGAUUGCGCCGCCUCCGCGUGACGCCAUGAAGGACAACAUGGAGGCCCUGAUCCACCACUUCAAGCUGUUCUCAGAGGGCUACAACGUGCCUGUUGGCGAGUCGUACACCGCUGUCGAGGCUCCCAAGGGCGAGAUGGGUAUCUACAUGGUGUCUGACGGUUCGACGCGUCCCUACAAGUGCCACGUGCGUGCUCCGGGAUUCUACCAUCUGGGUGCCAUCAACAUCUUCAUGAAGAAUGCUCUGCUGGCCGAUGUGGUCGCCGUUAUCGGUACCAUGGAUCUUGUGUUUGGUGAGGUCGAUCGUUAA